Molecule: messenger RNA, 258 nt
Organism: Morchella sextelata
Lineage: Eukaryota; Fungi; Ascomycota; Pezizomycetes; Pezizales; Morchellaceae
Exons: 3
Coding region: 1-258 (85 amino acids)
Source: RefSeq, a predicted model, not a curated record
AUGGUUACUCGAAGCAGGCGAAAAGAAGUUCCGCAGGGCCACACCAGACCCACAAGGCAGAAAGGAACAACUGAUUGGCAUUUUGAAACCUCGGUGCUCACGAGGUUUUUUACUCUUGCCAAGAUUACAAACUCGGGAAUUCCUUUCCGUUCCGUAGAGGCCAAGUUCCAACGGAUGGCCGCGGUGACGGUAGAAUGCACUUGUCCCCAGGGGGCUCUUAAACUCUGUUUCUUCUUGUGCUCUUUCUCUCGUUGCUGA